Lottia gigantea (owl limpet) is the source of this 2953-nucleotide messenger RNA. RefSeq lists its product as hypothetical. Gene Ontology annotation, cellular component: cytosol; cytoplasm. The coding region runs from base 155 to 1354 and encodes 399 amino acids. Gene Ontology annotation, molecular function: ATP binding; Hsp70 protein binding. The transcript has 6 exons. The record is from RefSeq and is a predicted model, not a curated record. Lineage: Eukaryota; Metazoa; Mollusca; Gastropoda; Lottiidae. Gene Ontology annotation, biological process: protein refolding; response to heat.
CUUGAAAUAAUUGAGCAGGAUCAUCGAGAAAUUUCUCGACUUCUCUGUGAAGGAGGAACGUAAAUAAAGUCGAAUUUUCAAGGCAGUUUAAAUUGCGAUUCCGUUAAGAACAAGAAUAUUAUCAAUCAAAUAGAAAUCAGCAAAUCAAAUCAAAAUGGUGAAAGAAACGAAGUUUUAUGAUAUAUUGGGAGUUGCACCCAAGGCUACAGAUAGUGAGAUUAAAAAAGCAUAUCGUAAACUAGCAUUAAAAUUUCACCCAGACAAAAACCCUGAUGAGGGAGAUAAGUUUAAACAAAUCAGUAUGGCAUAUGAAGUUUUAAGUGACCCAAAGAAACGAGAGAUUUACGACCGAGGGGGUGAAGACGCUAUUAAGGGGGGUGAUUCAGGGGGUGGGGGAUUCCACUCGCCUAUGGACAUAUUUGAUAUGUUUUUUGGUGGGGGAGGUGGACGAGGUCGUGGCCCCUCUAAAGGAAAGGAUGUCAUCCAUCAAAUGAAAGUAUCUCUGGGAGAUCUGUAUAACGGAGCAACACGGAAAUUAGCUUUACACAAAAAUGUGAUUUGUGACCAGUGCGAUGGUCGUGGAGGUAAAGAGGGCGCUGUGGGUAAAUGUAAUACCUGUCGUGGUACUGGAAUGCAGGUCCGUAUUCACCAGAUUGGCCCUGGUAUGGUUCAACAGGUCCAGAGCGUCUGUAGCGAUUGUCACGGCGAGGGAGAAAAAAUCAACGCCAAAGAUCGAUGUAAAAAAUGUGUGGGUAAAAAAGUCAUAAAAGAACGGAAAAUUUUAGAAGUUCACGUUGAUAAAGGUAUGAGAGAUGAACAGCAGAUUCGGUUCUCUGGAGAAGGAGAUCAAGAACCAGGGCUGGAACCAGGUGAUAUAAUUAUAGUGCUGGACGAGAAACCACACCAAGUUUUUCAACGCCACGGCCACGAUUUAAAACUGAAGAUGGACAUAGAUUUAGUUGAAGCAUUAUGUGGUUUUCAUAGAACUAUUGAUACAUUAGAUGAAAGAAUAUUAAUCAUUUCGGCAUUACCAGGAGAAGUAACGAAGAGCGGAGAUAUUAAGUGCGUGUUGAAUGAAGGAAUGCCUAUUUAUAGAAACCCACUGGAGAAAGGACGAUUAAUUGUAACAUUUAACGUGAAAUUUCCUCCCAAUAAUUUCCUGGCACAAGAGAAACUGAAACAAUUAGAAAAACUUCUGCCGGCGCGAGACGAAGUCAUAAUUCCGGACGCUGCAGAGGAAGUUAUGUUAACGGACUUCGACCCAGAAGCAUCAGGUAGUCGCUCGCGAAGAGAGGCCUAUGAUUCCGAUGACGAAGGUCAAGGAGGUCAAAGAGUUCAAUGUGCAUCUCAUUAGUGGACUUUAGGAAUAAAUUAUUUAACGUUGAAUUGAGAAAGGGAACAAAGAUGUUUUGGUUGUCGUCAAGUCUGGAAAUAUAGUCAGUCCUUCAUUUUACACCCCUCAAACUAAUAAUGAACUAUUCCACUCAUGCAUACUGCCAUUGUAAGGUAUGCUCAGAAGAGUUCAUUUGUAAAAUUAAGGGUCUUAAGUUGCCUGUUGUACUAUUUUCAGACUUGACUGUUAGCGUUUUGGAACAUGAAUAAAGGAGAGAAUAUGUCAGAUUUGUGAUCUUAUACUUUUUCAUUUUCAUUAAAUUUGAUUCAUUCUUUGCUUGCAUUUAUCAGAAAAAUCUAGCCUUUGCUUCAGAAAAAACACCUUUGUGUCUGAGUGUCAUUUAAAUAUCCUUGGUCUGUGCUUGCGUGAAUUGUUCUAGUAUGGCUAUUUUUCACUUCAGCAUUAUAACAUAAGCAAUUGGAAAUUUUGACUAAUUUUUUGAUGAGAAAUAUAUGAACCAUCUCAAAUCUUAACUCGAUUUCCAUCAAAAAAAUUAAUUUGAUUUUUAGAUGAAAUUAAUGUCCUUAUUGCCCCAGAGGCUAAAAAGAAUUUGAAAUGAUAAAAGUUGGCAUUUUCAUGAAUAAAGGAAUGAAACAGAUACACAAAUGCAAUAGUUUUAAUUCAAAUAUGAGUCAAAAAUUCUGCUUAGAAUUAAGGUUUGGGGGUUUUAAGAGCCUAUGAAACACGUAGUUUUUAAAUGAAAGCUCCAAUUCCCUUUAUUUCUUCAGCUCAAGUAAAAAUGAAACCAAAAUAAUCCCAUAUCUUUAUGUUUUGUAUAUCUUGUACAGUUUAGUGAUAUAUUUCAAUAUUGUAUGUAAAUGUUUUGUGAGUGGUGAUUUUAAUUAAAAUAUCAUGUAGACCUGCAGAAUUCUUUAUUCACAGCUUUUAAUACUGCUUUCACAAGCCUAGCAUUCUCCAAAUCUGUUGUAACACAUUGGUGGCUCUCGCUUGGUUAAUUCUGAACAGCUUCCGUCUGUUCCAACCGUCAAAAUGGUGUCGAUCGAAAGGUACAAUUUGCCACAUUUCAAAUUUUUCUUUCAAUUUCCAUCUUCUGAAUUCUGUCUACACAUACAAUUUUUCUGAACAAGUGGAAUGCGUUCUGAGCUCUGCUCAAAUUUGUUUUAUUGAACGAUGAUUCCAUCAAUUUUGAACGUUCAAAACUCACCAAUCAAGCGACCGACAUGUUCAACAAAAUAUUUAAAACCAGAGUAUAGAGGUCACUUAGGAAGACAAGCUAAUACAAGUUUGAAUUAUUCUGAAUUGAAUUAAUGGAACAUUCGUAAAUAAAAUUCACAGCUUACUGGUUUGUCACAACUUUACUUUUCUUCUUGUGACAAACCGAGAUGGUGUCAUGAAUGGUCCAUCGUAAUGUUCUCUAUAGUCAGUAUUCAAUUGUAAUUGUUGUUUAAAUUCUAUGGAAGACAAAAUAAUGAAUUAAAAAGUGUAUUUUGUUUUUUGUAAUCUAAUAUUUUGUUUUAUAAAUUGUGAAAAUAAACUUCCUAAAAAAUUAGUUCAUUGUAAAAAAAAAUGACCAAAAUCAAAAUAAACCAGAUUUACCAU